CGUGCUGCUGGAGCUUCUUAGCGACGACUAUCAACAGGGAGUGUAUCCGACGACAGAGCCCGGAGCUGGGGGAAUGAGCGUCGCCAGAAUCCGGUCCCAUCCGUCGCAACCGUGGUCCCUCUCUGCCUGACAACCAUCGGAACAGAAUCUUAACGGAACCAGCUCUCAGACGAACCCAGUAUCGGUGACAACUUGCAAACAUGGAGCUAAGAGUGGGAAACAAGUAUCGGCUCGGGCGGAAGAUAGGCAGCGGAUCCUUUGGUGACAUUUAUCUCGGUGCCAACAUUGCCACUGGUGAGGAAGUAGCCAUCAAGCUGGAGUGUGUGAAGACCAAACAUCCACAGCUGCACAUCGAGAGCAAGUUCUACAAGAUGAUGCAGGGAGGAGGUGAGGACAUUCUGCCACGUUCUAGCAUGAGUGCAACUCAGAGCCGCUCGAUUGACCCCAUGUUCGCUGCAGUGGGCAUCCCCUCGAUAAAAUGGUGCGGCGCUGAAGGAGACUACAAUGUGAUGGUGAUGGAGCUGCUGGGCCCAAGUCUGGAGGACCUGUUCAACUUCUGCUCCCGCAAGUUCAGCUUGAAGACUGUCCUGCUGUUGGCAGACCAGAUGAUCAGCCGAAUCGAGUACAUCCACUCCAAGAAUUUCAUCCAUCGAGACGUAAAGCCCGACAAUUUCCUAAUGGGGCUCGGCAAGAAGGGAAACCUGGUGUACAUCAUCGACUUCGGCCUGGCCAAAAAGUACAGAGACGCCCGCACCCACCAGCACAUCCCCUACAGGGAGAACAAGAACCUGACGGGCACGGCACGCUACGCCUCCAUAAACACUCAUCUGGGCAUCGAGCAGUCCCGGCGUGACGACCUGGAGUCGCUGGGCUACGUCCUCAUGUACUUCAACCUGGGCUCUCUGCCCUGGCAGGGCCUGAAGGCGGCCACCAAGAGACAGAAGUAUGAGCGGAUCAGUGAGAAGAAGAUGUCCACGCCCAUCGAAAUGCUUUGCAAAGGAUAUCCAUCCGAGUUCUCCACAUACCUGAACUUCUGCCGAUCACUCCGAUUCGACGACAAGCCUGACUACUCGUACCUGCGACAGCUGUUCAGGAAUCUCUUCCACCGGCAGGGCUUCUCCUAUGACUACGUGUUUGACUGGAACAUGCUGAAAUUCGGUGCCAGUCGGACCGCCGAGGACGGAGACCGAGAGAGGAGGGCGGGAGACGAAAGGGACGAGCGAAUUGGUGGCGCCCCCAGGGGGCCUGCCGUGCGGGGUCCCCCUCCUGGACCCAAUUCUGGCCCCGCAAACCGGGUCAGGAAUGGGCAGGAACAGGCCAUCUCUAAUCCAGCAUCCCGGGUCCAACAGUCUGGGAACACAUCUCCUCGUGCUAUUUCUCGUGCAGAGAGAGAGAGGAAGGUGAGCAUGAGGCUCCACCGCGGGGCCCCGGCCAACGUCUCCUCCUCCGACCUCACUGCCCGCCAUGACCAGUCCAGAAUCUCCACAUCGCAGGUCAGCGUCCCGUUUGAGCAUAUGGGGAAGUAACAGCUCAGCUCAGCUCUGCAUGCACACAAACCGACAGGGCUGCAAGGAUCAUCAUCCCUCUCUUUCAUUUCCUUCCUCCAUCGUCUCAUGAACAAGGGCAAUGCCGACAGACACUGCAGUCUUUUGUAGUCUAAUGAUCCACCUCUGAACUCUUCUGUGCUGGAUCACCAGAAAAGAAUCUUUCCACCGUCGCUCCCAUGAAGACUCGGAGGUGUCCUGACGGCAUGUUCCAGUUAUGAUUUAUCGCUCCCCGCACCUCAGACGCGACCCUCCUGCGAAUGUCAUCUUUCCUUUGGGACACUUUCCUUUGCUUUUGGGAGGAAGAGCAGCUGAGCAGUGGCAGGAUGUGGGUGAGAGGGACUGAACGGUUCAGUACGUUUUGCUUUUGGCUGUUUAAGAAUGUACUUGGUGAUGUUCUCAUUGCUGCUUGCCUGCAAUUGAUCUGGUGCCCUGAAACUCUGCCCCCCCCCCCGGUGCCCUUCUUCCUUGUGGUUUUAACGCAACACUGCACACACUCUUGAGGGAACCAAACCUCAGGAAACUAUUUAAGUUUAUAGCUGCCUGUUUGAACUAACAAAUAGCUGCAAUUUUUACCAUUGUUACCCUUUUUUAAGUUUUUCUUUUGCAGUGGGGAGGUGGGCUCUCAGCAAGGCGUUUUUUUUUUUUUUUUUUCCAAUGUUCAUUGUAAAUAAUUUUUUUUAUGUCGCUGUAAAGCCAAAAUGUGUUUAUUUGUUAAAUGUAAAGUAGAAGACGCGUACUAAUAAUUUGGGCGGGGUUCAGAAUUUUAGGUUUGUAAGAUAGCGCGGGCUUUAGCGUCACUUUGCCAGCUGGGUCACUAUGUGUGUGUGUGUGUGUGUGUGUGUGUGUGUGCGCGUGUGAGUGUGCAUGCAUGCGUACGACUGUGGAGCAGUUCAUCCCUGAUGCAAGGUUCAAUCUGUGUGUUUUCUUUAUUUGUUCUAUUUAUUUUGUAUUUGUCUUUUAACUGUGACACACUCAGACUCGCUCGCCCCCCCCUGUUUCGACACCCUCGCAGGGCUGUUCCAUCGAACCCCCUCUGCUAAAUCAUCACAUUUCCAGUUCGUAACCUCCAGCGACCUUGAUGUCAUCGACCAGAAAACAGAAUCGGAUGCAGGGAUGUGUAAAUAUCUGUCGUCAGGUGUGAUACCUUGAGCAGGCGCCGUGACCCAGUGGCAUCGUGGCGGUCGUGUUUUUCGGGGAGGGUGACGGAACGAACCGACUGAGGUGACGGGGUUUCACUUUAUGUAUUGUGUACGGAUAUCUUGUACAGUUCUUUAACGCUUUAUUUACAACAGUAUUUGUGUAUAUUUUAUGAAGUAAUAAAACGAAAAAUGUUGCUCA
Messenger RNA from Synchiropus splendidus (mandarinfish), 2885 nucleotides. RefSeq names its product casein kinase I. The transcript has 10 exons. Gene Ontology annotation, molecular function: protein serine/threonine kinase activity; ATP binding. Gene Ontology annotation, cellular component: nucleus; cytoplasm. Gene Ontology annotation, biological process: endocytosis; signal transduction; peptidyl-serine phosphorylation. The record is from RefSeq and is a predicted model, not a curated record. Bases 201 to 1526 code for a protein of 441 amino acids. Lineage: Eukaryota; Metazoa; Chordata; Actinopteri; Syngnathiformes; Callionymidae.